Messenger RNA from Aricia agestis (brown argus), 865 nucleotides. Its product is annotated as enhancer of split mbeta protein-like. The transcript has a single exon. Lineage: Eukaryota; Metazoa; Arthropoda; Insecta; Lepidoptera; Lycaenidae. Gene Ontology annotation, molecular function: DNA-binding transcription factor activity, RNA polymerase II-specific; RNA polymerase II cis-regulatory region sequence-specific DNA binding; protein dimerization activity. Gene Ontology annotation, cellular component: nucleus. The coding region runs from base 37 to 732 and encodes 231 amino acids. The record is from RefSeq and is a predicted model, not a curated record. Gene Ontology annotation, biological process: anterior/posterior pattern specification; regulation of transcription by RNA polymerase II; regulation of neurogenesis.
CGCGCGCGCCAUUCGCUCACAGACCGCCGCGCAAGCAUGAUCCUGCCCGCUAGAGCCAUGUCCCCGCACGGGGCCUUCCACCCUCCGACACACGACGAGGAGCCAGUCUCCCGGACAUACCAGUACCGCAAAGUCAUGAAACCCAUGCUGGAGAGGAAAAGACGUGCCCGCAUCAACCGCUGCCUCGACGAGCUCAAAGACCUCAUGGUGACGGCGCUCCAAGCGGAAGGAGAGAAUGUAUCUAAGCUGGAGAAAGCUGACAUACUGGAGCUCACAGUGCGACACCUUCACAGCCUGAAACGGCGAGGCCAGCUCGUGUUGAAGCCGGAGAUGUCCUACGCUGAAAGAUUCCGCGCGGGCUUCGCUCAGUGCGCCACCGAAGUGUCUCAGUUCAUCACCAACGCGACCGUUGCCGCUAACGCCAUGCACCGGCAAGGCCCUGUUGAUCCCCAAGCCGGAGCGAGAUUACUGCAGCAUCUGAGCAACUGUAUAAGAAGGCUAGAGGCGCCACCUCAGCCGCAGCCGCAGCAGUUGACCGGUGUAGCGCGACCGACGCCGGUGCAGCCUGUUCCUCAACACCCUCAACCGGUACAAAGGAUAGGGGUGAAGAGGCUGGCCGAGGAGCACAUAGACGUGGAGACGGUGUGCAAGAAAAUGUACGCGCCGCCCUCCCCGCCCCACAGCCCCGCCUCCGACAUAGACCCCGCCCAGUCGAUGUGGCGGCCCUGGUGAUCAUCAUCAUAAUAAUCACCAUCGUGGUGAUCAGUGACAGUGUGAUAGUGUUAGUUCCUGGGCCUUUAGCCGACACGUUUUCUUCAUCGUUUGUCUCACAGUUUAUUUAAAGUAGUUUUAUAGAGUUUCUAAA